AAUGAUGUUAAAAAUAACUUUCGGAAUGCACGCUCACCAACAAAACAUCAUCCUUGUGGAAACAAGUUAGGUCCUGGAAAAGUUUUAAUAACAUAUACUACUAAUCAAGUCGUAAACGUUCAAUGGGAAAUUACAGAACCUUUGGGAG
This is a messenger RNA of Entrophospora candida, 148 nucleotides long. Lineage: Eukaryota; Fungi; Glomeromycota; Glomeromycetes; Entrophosporales; Entrophosporaceae. The record is from the annotation of a GenBank genome assembly.